CACAGCUCCCUCACUCUUUCUUCACAGCAAGACGCCCCAUCUCUCCUGUGAGCUAGCCAUCCUGCAGCACCGUAUUCUCACAGUGCCCUUCGCAUAAUUUCUAUUGGCCAAUGCCCCAGAGACUUCUCCAGACAGCCCUGCGUGGCAAAACAGUCCCCUACGCUAGAUGCACUCGUACCUCUCAUCACUCGCCAUCCCUGCCGCCGCUUGCACCACAGCGAGUUUAAAAGAGACAGACUAAAUGAAUUAAGUAGACCAAAUGUGUAAGUGAUGAAGGAGAGAAGACGACGUGGUAACCUACAAGUGAUAUAAAAGCGAAACAGGUUAAAAUAAGGAGGAGGAGGAGGCUGACUUGUGGCUUGCCUCUGCUUCUCCCCCGAGCCUCGCUGUCCCUGCUGCUGAAAGACACGGAGACAACACAACUCUUCCUACUGCAGCGACCACACCUCCACCCACACCCCCGCCACGCACCCUUGCCCUGUCCAGCCUUGAGGGUCGCCAGGGUGCACUGUGGACCUUCCCGCCGCCCGCCCUGCACCACACAGGCUCACGGCCCUGAAGGUAGAAGAUGUGCUCAUCAAAGGCAAAUCUUGAGUGACAAAAUUGCAUUGCAAGGCUGUGGCAGAUGAAAGCAGGUCCACUUGGUGUCCCUCAUUCAAGCAACUAAGACAUCACUGCUGCCAAUCUCACCAUGGGCAAGAAAAGAGACCGAGAGUACAAGGAGUCUGGUGAUCGUGGCGACCCACAUGCCAGUGAUGCAGCAAUGGAGACCGUCAAGAAGCCUAAGAAACACAAACACAAAAAGUCUUCCAAGAAAGAAGAAGUUGAGAGGAUCAUCAAUGUGGAGGAUGUGGAAGACAUGGACAUUUCUGUUGAUGAUGUGGAAGAUUCUCCCUCACAGACUUUGAAACUGAAGAUCAAGAUUUCAGACUCUUCUCCUGACAAAAUGAAUACACCCAAAGGAGUGAAGGUGAAGCCUGAUAAAAACAAAAGUUCUAGCAACAGUAAGAAGAGCAGCAAGAAGAAGGACGGCAAGGGGGAGGAUGACACAGACAGUGAAGAGGAGCGGUGGCUGGAUGCCAUUGAGUCUGGCAAGCUGGAGGAGGUUGAUGAUGAGCUGAAGAGAAUGAAGAACCCUAGACUGAUGACAGCGCGGCAGAGAGCCAUGAUGGAGAAGGAGAAGAAGAGCGACGGUACAGACGACACCUUCCCAGUCAUACCAGCAGAGCCACUCCUCUCCCUUCCCUCAGGUUUUAAGGAGAAGGUUGUCACAAAGGAAAUGCUGGCCAAGAAAGCAAUUAAGACCCAGAAGAGGAGGGAGCAGGCUCAAGAGAAGAGAGAGGAAGAUAAGAAAAAAACAGUUGACCGCCUCCUCAAGAAGCAAGACUCCAAGGUGGCAAAGAUCAGCCGGUUGAGGUCGUCCAAGAAAGUGAUUCCCAUGUUUUCCUACGUCAACACCCGGGACGGGGUGAGCCUCUCGGUACCCACCUCCUACAGCUUCCCCAUGGAGGUGCAGACUGAGAAGCAAGCUCCCAUGGCAAGGCUGUGUGGGGCGCCAGGCUGCCACAACCCUCGGAAGUAUAGCUGCUCCAAGACUGGUGUGUCCCUCUGCAGCUUGCAAUGCUUCAAGACCAACCUGGCUUCCCAUAAGGUGCUGGUGGAGGCAGUUUAGCAGUACAGGUUCUCAUUUUUGCCAUUGUUUCUCACUAUCAUCAUCAUCUCUGUAGCAUCAUCGUCAUUGUCACCAUCACCACCACAACCAUCAUUACAUUAUCAAACUGUAUCAUGGUCACUGUACUCUUGUUCCUGCAGUGGCUACACACCAAAGGAGGCUCACAUGUGGUGCCAGCCUGACUGUUGGGAAAUGGUGAGAAGUGUCGAGUUAGUGUAGGAUUUAGGUAAGAAAGAAAACAACAAGGGGGUCAUUUGCUCUGUCCAUCCAUGGUAGUUGUGCUAUGAGUCAGUGGUGAUUUAUUGGCCUAAUUAAUCUAAACAUCAUUUUUUAAAGUAAAUACUGAAUGAAUAUUUGUUAGAUAAUUUUGUGAUCUUUUGAACUGCAUCACUUUAUUUAACUUUGAAACAAUGUAUGUAAUGUUAAACCCACAUUCUUUUUUAACAUUGAACCCACAUUAUUAAACAUUAAACCUACAUAUUUAACACAUGUAUUCUUUAUUUAACAUUGAACCCACAUUAUUUAAGACUAAACCUAUACAUUUAACAUUGAACCCUCUUUAUUUGACAUUGCAUCCCAUAUUAUUUAACACUGAUUCUAUAUUAUUUAACACUUCUCUAAUAUUCAACACUGAUCUCACACUAUUUCACACUGAGCUCCAUCUUAGACAGAGUUAUCGUUAGGAGAGGCACCAUUAGCUUACCUCACUCUCUUCUGUCUUGGAUAGUAGAUAAUUUUUGCCUUUUGCCUUUUUUGUAUUGGUGGUCACUGGGAUCUGUGUGAAGAAUGAAUUUUGUUGUGUUGUUUAUCCUGUUUGUUUUUUAUGCAGCAUCUGGAAAUUUGAGGUGUUUGAUGAAAGGUGAGGGAUGCAGGAGAGUUAGAAGAGAGCCAGAGUAAAGAUGGCUGUGCUGUCACUGUGUGGGGAAUCCAAUAAAUUAACUCCUCUCCUUAGGUUUACUUCACAAACAUGUCCUUCCUUGUAAUUAUUUAGAUCUUGUGUAUCCAUUUUGGAAAUACAAUAUAAUGUAUACUGAA
Portunus trituberculatus (swimming crab) is the source of this 2707-nucleotide messenger RNA. Its product is annotated as INO80 complex subunit B-like. NCBI's taxonomy places the organism in Eukaryota, Metazoa, Arthropoda, Malacostraca, Decapoda, Portunidae. Gene Ontology annotation, biological process: chromatin remodeling. The coding region runs from base 692 to 1672 and encodes 326 amino acids. Gene Ontology annotation, cellular component: Ino80 complex. The record is from RefSeq and is a predicted model, not a curated record. The transcript is spliced from 8 exons.